CUGGUUCAUCAUAAUUCUGUAAAAGAUAGCUACAAAUAUGGCGGAUUUUAGGUUUAAGAAAAAUGUUUGUGGAAAAACCAGUGCACCACAACAGAUAUGUUAAAGGCCGUGUAUGUGCUCUUCAAUCUAUGGGAUGGUAGAUAUUUCUCGUUGCAGCCAGUGCACCACAACAGAUAUGUUAAAGGCCGUGUAUGUGCUCUUCAAUCUAUGGGAUGGUAGAUAUUUCUCGUUGCAGCCAGUGCACCACAACAGAUAUGUUAAAGGCCGUGUAUGUGCUCUUCAAUCUAUGGGAUGGAGACUGCAAAAACGACCGAAUCAAAAAGAUACUAAUCUCCAGCAAGAUUGUGUACAGCAUGUGUGUCUCCUACAAGGAUUUGUUCAAAAGCGCCAAAAAGGAGAACAGAAGCUUCAGUGAGGGUACGCAAAGGUUCAAGGACGAGUGUCUGCAGGUUAUCUGUGCCAUGAGGAACAGCAAUGGCGGCUCUCUGGUGAUACACACUUACGACAAGCCUGAUAGGGCCUGGUCUCUGGACGGAUUCGACCAGCUCGUCAACAGAGACUGUAGCAUGAUGGUCGAGGAUGACACGCUGUACACGGAGAACUACGAACGGAAAUGGAUUGUGGAGGAAGGCUCAAUGGUUCGUCUCCCCUACCUGCUCAUCACUGUUGAACCUUCCGCCUCCAUCUCCACCUACGACUUCAAAACAAAAGUUGCGCUAGACGGAGACACGGUUCGGCCCAAGGCCAGGGAGAUUGCAACGUAUUUGAAAAGCGUGGGGCGAAAGAGAAAGAUGCAAGCACAGUCAGAACUGAAAGAGAAAUUUGAAGAAGGAGAAGCUACCAACAUCUAUGAGUCAAGAAACGUCCAGAUUAGACAACUGUCUAAUGAACACAUUGAGGAAAAAAUGCGACAACGAACAGCUUCAGGCACGGAUCAACCAACUGUGAGCACAGACAUUGCAGACACCACUACACAACCAGACUCAGACUCUGGCUCCACAACACAAGGGGAAGUAUCAAUAGAAAUGGUCAUAGUCGAAAUGUUUGUUGAACUAGGACUACUUGCGUAUCUUACAGCAUUCUCCAAACUUCCAGGAGGUGGGUUCUUCUACUGUGGGAUUAAGGAAGAGAAAGACACAUUCGAGACUAAGACUGGAAAAAAUAUUAUCGAAGGUAUUGAUCUUACCGAACAACAAAAACAAGACUUAGAAAACAAGCUACAGGGAAUCAUUGCUGAAAAGACCGACUGGUACGAAAACGUGAAUGGUGGAGAUGUUAAAUACAAGAAACUUGACAGCGACAGCAUCCUGAACUAUAUUGACAUUAAAUUUCACCCUACAAGUCAAGGUACUGAUAUGGGUCAAGGUAAACGUAAACAUGUCAUACAGGUGUCGGUGAACAGCAUAUUCAACGGAAUGGUGUUCUAUGCCGACAACUCGUAUCCUGAUCAACCGAAUCGUCCCAUCCCGCUCUCGUUUAGGUUUUCUAAGAAGGGAACAGAAAUCAUAAUCGUACCGGUAGACACAAUCAACUGGUUGAUAUCGGUCGAAAAGGCAGCAACUUUACUGGAACGUUAAUCAAACGAGUUGAGUGAUAUAAAUUUAAAUCGAUUAUUGGUAAUAAAUAGCAUAUUACAUUCGCUAUCAUUUGUAUAAUGUUUAUAUCCCUCGAAAAUAAUUCUGAUUGUCAAUCGCUAAAGCUCCUGACAAAUAAAAGUUAUUUCACUCGGAACAUAAACAUAGACCAACAUGAAAGCUUGUUUAAUAUCCUAUUAUUACAAAUCUGAGUACAACUUCAGAUGUCUCUUUUAUACAUAGCUGCUGUAGAAAGGCAUUUGGCCUGUCUGUUUCUUUAUAGAAGCUGUAGCCAGGUUUCUAGUGCGUCUUUUUGUUUAUAGUAGCUGUACAAAGGGUUCUGGCGUGUCUGUCGGUCUACAUAAGUUGCAGAAUGAUUUGUUAUGCCUCUACUUGUUUAUAGAAGUUGUAGAAAGGGUUUUUACCUGUCUAUUUGUUUAUAGAAGUUGUAGAAUGAUUUUUGACGUGUCUAUUUGUUUAUAGAAGUUGUAGAAAGGUUUUGGAUGUGUCUAUUUGUUCAUAGAAGUCGUAGACAGUUUUUUUGCCGUGCCUAUUUGUUCAUAGAAGUCAAAUAAAGGUUUUUGUCGCGUCUAUUUGUUUAUAGAAGUCGUAGAAAUGUUUUUGCCGUGUGCUUUUGUUUAUAGAAGCUGUGAGAAAGGUUUUUGUCGUGUCUGUUUGUUUAUAGAAGUCAUAGAAAGGGUUUUUGUCGUGUCUGUUUAUAGAAGCUGUAGGAAAGGUUUUUGGCGCGCGCUAUAAAAGUGACCUAACGACACAAGCUGCCUACAUUGUCGUUUAUUGACGUCAACAAAGAUAUGACAUUAUUAAACGUGUGUGCCUCCGAUCCUAUUGUGUCGUUUAUUGACGUGAAAAAAGACUAUGACAUUAUUAAACGUGUGUACCUUCGAUCCUAUAAUGUCGUUUAUUGACGUGAACAAAGACUAUGACAUUAUUAAACGUGUGUACCUCCGAUCCUAUAAUGUCGUUUAUUGACGUGAACAAAGACCAUGACAUUAUUAAACGUGUGCGCAGAGAGACGUGAAAACAUGUUUUAAAUCGGCUCCGUCCUUUAGAAUUUUUUUUGGUCAUAAUAACUAAAUAACUAUGAAGAAAUAGUUUGCAUAAGGCAGGUAACAGUUUUAGUUAAUUACAAUUACGGCUUUUGACGAGACUAAUUUAUAGGGCGAAUCAGUUACUAUAGCAUUAUGUCACCUUGACGCGACAUUUAUUGGCGUGAACAAAGACUAUGACAUUAUUAAACGUGUGUAUCUCCGAUCCUAUAAUGUCGUUUAUUAACGUGAAUAAAGACUGUGACAUUACUUAACGUUUUGUACCUCAGAACAUAUAAUGUAUUUUACUACAGCGGGUGAACUCGACUGUCUUGGUCAAACGUACACGUCUCGUCAUCAUUCGCAGUACACUCAACAAGAGUUACCAAACGUCCCGUUGCCAGUACUUCUAACUAACUGGGAAUUCUUAUUUGACCUAAAUCUGAAGCUGUAAACGACGUUAAGCGAAGAAAAUUUGCGUAAUCCAGGUAACCCAUUAUGUUCAUGUAGAUGAUGUCCUAAAUUAAAUGUUCAAAUGAAAAAUAUAGGUUUCACAAAAUUAGAUUUCCGAUCGAAACAAUGGUUCUCCUAAUUUGCAAAGGUAUCGUUGAAUGAUGCUUCAUGGUAAGAAGUGUUUUGUUCAUGCUGUGAAUAUUGUGCAUAUAAUGUAUGGUAUUAUAUAUUGCCAACACACUACACCACAAGCCACUCGGAAAACGAAAGCUAUUUGUUUUGAUUUAGCAGUUGAGACGGUUGGUAGAUUUUUUGCAUUUUGUUUAAAAAAGGUCACAAGCCACCUUUUCCCGCAUAACAAAAUAUUAAUAAUAAUAAUAAUAAUAAUUUAUUAUAUUAAUUAUUAUUAUUAUUAAUAUUAUUAAUAUUAUUAGAUUUUGUUUUUAAUUUUAAAGUAUUUUAAAGAUCUUAAAAGAGUUUAAAAGAAUUCCAGUCUGACUGGCUUGUUUGAUAUACUGGUUGUGAUAGACCUGUCGGUUAUUCUUUGCAUAGCGUAGCGUAGCAAAUCCUUGCUUACACAUAUCUCUCCUCCUCUACUUAGGACCAAAGUAUCCAGACAACGUUGGGGCAAGGUACUGAUAUUGUUUUACUGUAUAUAUUUGGUAGUCUAUUCCAGUGACAAAUGCUGGUAGAAAAUGACAACUCACAUUCUACUGCGGGGUGGUACCCCGUUGUGCCUAGUUUGUUGUCAAAUUCUAUACAGUUUUGUAGUAAAAAAAACUCACUUGAUAGUAACUUUUAACUUCCCAUGGGCUUAAUGAAUAUUGUUUUAUAAUUAUUAUUAAUUUUAGACCAGCCCAUCUAAAUUUGCACC
Messenger RNA from Gigantopelta aegis, 3947 nucleotides. RefSeq lists its product as uncharacterized. NCBI's taxonomy places the organism in Eukaryota, Metazoa, Mollusca, Gastropoda, Neomphalida, Peltospiridae. The transcript has 5 exons. The record is from RefSeq and is a predicted model, not a curated record. Bases 192 to 1577 code for a protein of 461 amino acids.